AUGAACGUCAGCGACAGCGAACUGAUGGCAGGUAUUUUAACGCGAAGUGGACACCAGACCGUCCCACACCUCGACGAUGCGGAUGUCGUCCUCGUCAAUACUUGCGCAAUUCGGGAAAACGCCGAAACGAAAGUCAUUAAUCGGCUGAAGCAUCUGCAUCACCGGAAACGCCGCCACCCCGAACUCAUUAUCGGGGUCUGUGGUUGUAUGGCGCAACACCUUCGAGACCGACUCUUAGAUGCCGCACCCUAUGUCGAUCUCGUCAUGGGACCGGAUGCCUAUCGAGAUCUGCCGGUAGCUUUGGAUUCUUUGGCGCGUGGUGUUGAAUCGCAUGUUUCCCUGACGGAUCGCGACCCGUUUGUUGGGUUACGGUUGGACAAAAACGAGGAUUACGCCGACAUUGCUCCCAUCCGAAAAGAAGGGAUUCGAGCGUGGCUCACCAUUCAGCGAGGGUGUGAUAAGAUGUGCACCUUCUGCAUCGUCCCUUUCGUCCGCGGUAGAGAACGCAGUCUCCCGCUAAAACUCCUCGUUGAAGAUGUCGAAAAACUCGUGGAUCAAGGAUUCAAAGAGGUUGUGCUUCUUGGACAGACCGUUAACUCCUAUCACAAUGACCGUGCCGAUUUUGGAGAUCUCCUCUACGCUGUCGGCGAAGUCAACGGAUUGGAACGCGUGCGAUUUACCUCUCCACAUCCCGCAGACGCGACGGACAGCAUGAUUGAUGCAAUGGCGAAUUCACCGACCGUCUGUAAACAUCUGCACCUCCCACUACAGUCGGGUUCAACCGAAGUCCUUGAGCGGAUGCACCGCACCUAUACAGCGGAGGCGUAUCGCACACUCGUCUCAAAACUCCGCGAACGCGUCCCUGAUAUUUCCCUUACAACCGAUAUUAUCGUCGGCUUCUGUGGUGAAACCGAUGCCGAAUUUAUGGAAACGUAUCAGAUGAUGGCGGAUAUCCGAUACGAUUCAGCGUUCAUGUUCAAGUAUUCCGAACGUGAGGGGACCCUCGCACACAAAGCCUUACCUGAUGAUGUCGCUGAAACAGUAAAGGGAGAACGCCUCAAACAGAUUAUUGAACUCCAGGAAAACAUUUCCGCGGACAUCAACAAUGCCGCAGUCGGUGGGACGGUUGCAGUGCUCGUAGAAGGCGAAUCCCGUCGCGAUGCAGAUAGAUACUACGGAAAAACGGACGGUUUCAAGACGACUGUGUUCCCCAAAGCGGACAGCCACAUUGGCGAAAUUGUCAACGUUCGCGUUCACAGCACAACAGCACAUACCUUAAUUGGGCAGAAAGUCUAA
Messenger RNA from Geodia barretti, 1296 nucleotides. The record is from the annotation of a GenBank genome assembly. Lineage: Eukaryota; Metazoa; Porifera; Demospongiae; Tetractinellida; Geodiidae.